UUUCCGCAGCAACAGGGAAAAGAUGGCAGCCCUCGCCACCCUCACUCAGCUGUCAAGCGGGAACCCUGUAUAUGAAAGCUUUUACAGACAGGUGGACCCAGGAAACACUGGGAGGGUUGGACCCACAGAGGCUGCUAUGUUCUUGAAAAAAUCCGGUCUGCCAGAUAUCACUUUGGGGAAGAUAUGGGAUUUUGCAGAUCCAGAUGGCAAAGGUUUCUUGGAUAAACAGGGAUUUUAUGUCGCACUGCGACUCGUGGCUUGUGCACAGAGUGGGCAUGACAUCAGUCUCAACAGUUUAAACCUCUCUGUUCCUCCUCCUAAAUUUAAGGAUCACAGCAGCCCAUCGCUAAGUUCUGUAACAUCAUCCAGUGAAAGUCACUGGGCGGUACGGCAAGAGGAAAAGAGCAAGUUUGAUGGCAUUUUCGAAAGUCUUGCUCCAGUAAAUGGAUUACUGUCCGGUGAGAAAGUCAAACCCGUCCUAAUAAACUCCAAACUACCUGUGGAUGUCCUUGGAAAGGUGUGGGAUUUAAGUGAUAUAGACAAAGAUGGACACUUGGACAAGGAUGAGUUUGCAGUGGCUAUGCACCUGGUGUACCGCGCCCUGGAGAAAGAGCCUGUGCCCUCGGUUCUGCCCUCCUCCCUCAUCCCUCCAUCCAAAAGGAAGAAAUCAUCAGGUUCGCUGUCUGGCAUGGUGCCAGCGUUGCCAGGCAGCCCGCCGCCACCAAAAGACAGCCUGCGGUCCACUCCCUCUCACGGGAGCAUGAACUCCCUCAACAGUGCUGGGAGCUUGUCCCCGAAACACACCCUCAAAUCCUCACAGCAUUCUGUAAAUUGGGUGGUGCCAGUUGCAGACAGGGGGCGCUAUGAUGACAUCUUUCUCAAAACCGACAUGGACCUUGACGGUUUCGUCAGCGGCCAAGAAGUAAAAGACAUCUUCAUGCAGUCUGGGCUUCAUCAGAACGUCCUGGCACAUAUCUGGGCAUUAGCGGACACCAGACAAAUGGGCAAACUGACGCGUGAGCAGUUUUCCCUGGCCAUGCAUCUGAUUCAGCUCAAAGUGAGCAAAGGCUUGGACCCUCCACAGGCUCUGACUCCAGACAUGAUACCCCCCUCUGAACGCGGCACGCCGGGGCCUAGUCUAUCAGGAUAUAUGACACCAGUGAGCUCUGAGAUGGCUGCAUUGACUGAGAUGCGCAGGGACAGCUCCAGUUCGGUGGGGUCUGGAGAGUUCACUGGGAUCAAAGAACUGGACGAUAUAAGCCAGGAGAUCGCACAGCUGCAGAGUACUCUUGCUUUCACACACUGGGAGACGCUCAGAGAGAAAUACACAUUGGAACAGGACAUCAGAGAAGCAGAAGAGGCCAUUAGACACAAAACCACAGAGGUUCAGGACAUGCAGAAUGAUCUGGACCGAGAGACAUCCAGCCUCCAAGAACUUGAGGCCCAGAAGCAGGAUGCCCAAGACCGACUGGAGGAGAUGGACCAGCAGAAGGCGAAGCUGGAAGACAUGCUCAACGACGUACGGCAGAAGUGUCAGGAAGAGUCGCAAAUGAUCUCAUCUUUACAGAGUCAGAUCCACUCCCAGGAGUCAGACCUGCUGAGCCAAGAGGAGGAACUGGGCCGGGCCAAGGCCGAUCUGAGCCGCCUGCAGCAGGAGGAGGCCCAGCUAGAGCAAAGCUUACAAGCUGGCAGGAUUCAGCUUGAAACCAUCAUCAAGUCUCUCAAAGCCACACAAGAUGAGAUUAACCAGGCUCGCAGCAAACUGUCUCAAAUUCAGGACAGCCAGCACGAGAUCAGCAAGAGUAUCGAGCAGUACAGCAGCACCCUGAAUGGGACUCACGGGGGCAGCAUGACCAACCUGGCCGACAUGAGCGAAGGCUUCCCAGAGAAGGAGAACGGAGGAUUCGGGGCCAUGGAGGACCCCUUCAAGGUGAAGACCACUGUGUUCAACAGCGCCCCUCAGGAGAUGCACACAGACCCAUUCCAGUCUGAGGACCCUUUUAAAACAGACCCAUUUAAAGGUGAUCCUUUCCAGAACGACCCUUUCUCAAAGCAGACCUCCACCGUUGCAGAUCCAUUCGGAGGAGAUCCUUUUAAAGAGUCCGACCCAUUCAGGACGUCCUCGGAAGAUUUCUUCAAGAAGCCCUCCAAGCCAGACCCUUUCACCAACUCCGAUCCUUUUAGCAAAAGUGCCACUCUUCCCUCCAAGGCUCAUCACUUCCCGGGAAAUGACCCGUUUAGCUCCACCAGUCCCAAACCAAAAGGCCAAGCCGAUUUCUUUGGUACUUUGGAUCCAUUCGGAAGCAGUUCCUUCGGCAGUAACAGCGGAUUCGCAGACUUCAGCCAAAUGUCAAAGGGCUUUGUCGAUGACCCCUUCAGCCGAACGCAAGACAUGCCGGCCCUACCGCCCAAAAAAACCAUACCGCCACGGCCCAAACCACCCAGCGGUAAGAGCACUCCAGUAAACGUCCCCGGACCCACAGAUUCACCCAAGACGGCGGAUCCCUUCCAGCCCUUCGGCAGCGACCCCGGCGAUCCGUUUCAGAGUAAAAAGGGAGAUCCGUUUAGUGGCAAAGACCCAUUUGGUCCACCUGCUUCAAGUAAAGCCUCUAAAGACUCUACAUUGGGUUUUGCAGACUUCAGCUCUGAACUGAGCGUAAUAAGUUUGGGAAUGAAGCCCAGCAGAUGGAGUGGGCAAAGCGAGAAAGCGAAAGGGCGGAACGAGAGCGGCUAAAGAGACUUCGACAGCAGGAACAGGAAGAUCUGGAGCUGGCCAUUGCUCUUAGCAAAGCUGAGAUGUCCAAUGCAUGAUUGUUCACCACCUCCUCACCUUGGAUCCACCCUCUCUGUACACUACAGCAUCGUGUGUGUGUGUGUGUGUGUGUGUGUGUGUGUGUGUGUGUGUGUGUGUGUGUGUGUGUGUGUGUGUGUGUGUGAAUAGUUGAACGUAAAAUAAGUUGGCAGGUCCUUGACAAUUAAAACCUCUAUCCUGAUGUGUUCGUGUGGGGGGGCGGUCUUUAGUUUGUGAAUCGGCUUAUUCACUUAACAUGCAUUGCAUGUUUCUCAGAUGGAGUUUAUUUAAAGCUUAUUGAAGUGUGUGUGGAUGCGUGUGAAUGUAAUCGUGAGCCAUGGAUGUUUAAGGCCAUUGUUGGUCUAUAGAUCUCAUUAUCGCCACUGUUUCUCAAAAUCGCUCUAUUUGGCGGGACUAGUAAACCACAAGCAAGUUAGUGAAGUUUAAAUGGGGUUCGAUCCUAGAAAGGGUCGACCCACAACUUGAAUUACUGUGACUACACUCCCUACCAUCAUCGAGCAAGGCACUUAAUUCCAGGUUUCUCCUGGGGAACUGAACUCAAUUGUAGUAUGCAUACAGUACGUCGAUUUGGAUAAAGACCGUCUGCCUAAAUAAUAAGUUACUGGCUUUAGCUAUAGUCAGUAUGGUACACACUGGAAUUACAGCAGCGUCUAGCAGACUAAAUGUCUGAAAGGUACUCUUGAGGUGACGUAAAGCUGAAUAACCCGCAUUGUGAAUCUCUGUUAUAUGUAAGUGUCAUUUGAAAGCACUGUUUGAGCAAACUGAACGUGUCUGGGUUUCUUUUAACGUACGUUCUUUUAACGUACCCUGAAUCAAUUUGAGCAAAACAUUUAGCAGACUGCACUGAUAUACUUUUAUUUCCCGAAGUGUUAUAAAAGAUCUAGCUAGGUUGUGCCGAUGCCUAUGUGAGGGAUCAAAUAAUUUUAUCUAUUUGCUAUUUAGAUUUAUUGCUAUUUGCAAUUUGGUAUGGUGAUACGCAAUUGCUAACAAAUUAAUCGAUUAGUCGAUGCACAAUCCUGUGGUGGUUCAAACUUGUAACGUUGAAUAUCUAAAGCGAAAUCGCGAGUGGACCCAGACAGGAUACGUAGGGGUUACCUCACAAUUCCGAUUUAUGUAAUUGAUUGAUGUGAUCAAAUACUUUUAGUGAUAGCUGUAAGCACAAUCAUAUUAGUGAGAUAUUCAAUAAAACACAUAGGAGGUCAAACUUUGUGAACGAUUACGCACAUUUGGCGCGAUUAAAAAUGUACGUUAUGGUAAUUAGGUAAUUUGCAGUAAGCUAAUCCCUAAAUUUUAAUCAGUGAAUUGGAUGCUGCUUUAUGGAUAUGUUUUGUUGAUGGUAUUUGGAAUAUUCAAAACGUUACGAUUUAGUUUACUUAAUACUUUAUAUAAAUGUUUUAAACAUACAAAUAACUGGUACUAUAACAUGUGUCCAAUCUCAAAAUGUUUGAAUAGCAUUGCGAGUAACUCCUGAGUGUGUGAUGUGGUCAAUGAUUAUGGGUAAAAUUAUUAAUGCUCGGCGUCCAAUGUUUUGGACACAAAUGUGAGUGUAUUGUUAAAUGAACAACUGUGAUGUUUCCCUGUCAUCUUUUUGUCAUGUUUUUAAACCUCUUGUCAUCUUUGUUUUUGUGUUGAAAUCAGCUUGUGUUUUGGCGCGCAUAGCUCUUCAGCGUUUGUCAUGUUAGUGUUACAUUCAACAGUGUUAUUUUAAUAAACAUGUAACGUGUAUGUCCUUGGGACCUAGUUUACAUUGAAACUAUAUUAAGUGGUGUUUUUUUGCAAGAAACCCAACCUGGAUCGAGCCUACUUGAUUUUAGUAGUACACUAAUUUCAAACUAAGUGUGUAUCAGUUCAGUAACGUAUGUUACAACAAAACUGUAACUUUACAGAUGAAGCCUAUUCUCUGUUUACAAUGACAUAACAGGCCUACUUUGUAUUUUGCCGUUACGAAAAGUUUGUGUUUUUAUCCAUUUCGUUAGAAUUUCUUAUGCUGUGUUUGUACUUUAUACCUCCAUUGUGCAAUAGUUUGUAUAUUACCUGUAAAUUCAUUUCAAGUUUUCAUAUCAUUUUAUUUUCCAUGUCAUUUAUUUUUUUAACAAUUAAAGUAUUUUUUGUUUAUGUGUCAUAAUUUAGGGCUUACAUGUCCUGCUAAACUGAAGCUGAACGCAUUCCUUGUCAGCCUGCCUUUAACCCUCACAUGUGUAGAUAAGACAGAUAUUAACCUGAUAGAGAAAUGCAUAAAAAACUAUACGGAAGCCAUGUAUAUUGUGUUAUUUUUGUCCUAUGUAACAUAAGUAACUGCACAUGUGUAAUCCGACACAUUUUAAGGAUUUCAGAGUGCAUUGAUAAAGAUUAGUCAUGCUUGGAUUUCUUCGGAAACGCUCACGCUCGGUACGUUAUUGUCCCUUGAUUUCGCGGAAUAAAGAGAAGAUAACAUUU
Paramisgurnus dabryanus is the source of this 5248-nucleotide messenger RNA. It is a transcript of the gene eps15l1a, whose product is annotated as epidermal growth factor receptor pathway substrate 15-like 1a. Gene Ontology annotation, molecular function: cadherin binding; calcium ion binding. The record is from RefSeq and is a predicted model, not a curated record. Gene Ontology annotation, biological process: endocytosis; endosomal transport. Lineage: Eukaryota; Metazoa; Chordata; Actinopteri; Cypriniformes; Cobitidae. Gene Ontology annotation, cellular component: clathrin coat of coated pit; cytoplasm; plasma membrane.